AUUCAAUGUGGAUAGUUUGUGUUGUGUUGUGGUGAUCGAGUCAUCGUGGUGACGGUGGUUGUCGUCCUCGUCCUCGUCCUCGUCGUCAUGAGUCGUGAGAGUGUGGUCAAGAGCGUCGUCUCUACCUACGAGUUACUAAAGAAUGAGUGGUCCAAGAAGAACCGCAAUCUGGAGACAUGCGGCAAAUUCCUGUCUGACAUUAAGGUGGAACUAACGAAGCUUCAGUUCUUGCCAUCAAUGGGCCAUAGUGUAUCCAAGGAAGAGCUGCUUGUAGCUAGAAACACACUUGAGAUUGGAGCACAAUGGAGCAUCGCAAAUAAGAAUAUUCCAUUUUUUGAGCGAUAUAUUGCCAUGCUUAAGAUAUAUUAUAUGGACUACAGGGAACAACUUCCAGAAUCCCCAUACAUGUACGAAUUGCUUGGAUUAGACUUGCUAUGUUUGCUGGCCCAGAACAAAGUUGGAGAAUUUCACACCACUCUUGAGCACCUGCCCCCUCCAGCUGUCACUGACAAUGUGUACAUUCGCCACCCAGUUGCAAUGGAGCAGUAUCUUAUGGAGGGAGCUUACAAUAAGAUCUAUUUGGCAAAGGGAGAGGUUCCUGCAGAAGGAUAUAAAUUCUUCAUAGAGGAAUUAUUAGCCACCAUUCGUGAAGAUAUUGCUGACUGUGUUGAGAAUGCCUACGACAGAAUCAGACCCGAAGACAUUGGGAAAAUGUUGUAUCUGUCUAGCACUAAGGAAAUCCUCCAGUAUUGUGAGCAGCGUGGGUGGCAGGUGGGGGGUGAUGGAUACUUGCACUUCAAGAAGGAGGUGAGGAAGAGUGAUGACAGCAUCCCUUCCAAAGAACUAGCUCACCAGAUGAUUAAUUAUGCUCGAGAGAUGGAACAAAUUGUAUAAUAUUACAGUACGGUACUUAAAAUUCAUCUUUGUCACACAUUUGUAAAUUUUCCCUUUUACUUGUUUUCAUAGGAUAUUUUAUUAAAUCUUAGCUAUUCAUAAUUUAUCAGCGAUGUGUUUCCAAUACAGUACUUUCAUUCUCUUUAGUUUCAGAUACAUUUUUUAAUUCAAAUUUGUAAGUGCUUUUGUCACGUGCAACUCUCACUGUACGGUAUACUGAAUUUGUAAUAAAAUUGUAGAACUCU
Molecule: messenger RNA, 1139 nt
Organism: Procambarus clarkii (red swamp crayfish)
Lineage: Eukaryota; Metazoa; Arthropoda; Malacostraca; Decapoda; Cambaridae
Product: 26S proteasome non-ATPase regulatory subunit 8
Biological process (GO): proteasome-mediated ubiquitin-dependent protein catabolic process
Cellular component (GO): proteasome regulatory particle, lid subcomplex; proteasome regulatory particle; nucleus
Source: RefSeq, a predicted model, not a curated record